Messenger RNA from Endocarpon pusillum Z07020, 1794 nucleotides. Its product is annotated as ABC transporter. The record is from RefSeq and is a predicted model, not a curated record. Lineage: Eukaryota; Fungi; Ascomycota; Eurotiomycetes; Verrucariales; Verrucariaceae. Gene Ontology annotation, biological process: transmembrane transport. The transcript has 2 exons. The coding region runs from base 1 to 1794 and encodes 597 amino acids. Gene Ontology annotation, molecular function: ATP hydrolysis activity; ABC-type oligopeptide transporter activity; ATP binding. Gene Ontology annotation, cellular component: membrane.
AUGGCCCUUGCUGGGAUACUUGCCACGGGAGCUGCCGCCAAUUAUGGUCGUAUCAUCAUUCUCAGGAUCGUUGGAGAGCGCGUUGUAGCUCGACUGCGGUCUAAUCUUUUCCGACGCACCUUUGUUCAAGACGCAGAGUUCUUCGACGCCAAUCGGGUCGGAGAUCUUAUCUCCCGCUUGAGCUCCGAUACUAUCAUCGUGGGCAAAUCCAUCACGCAAAAUUUGUCCGACGGCCUUCGUUCAUUAGUUUCCGGUGCCGCAGGCUUUGGCCUUAUGGCUUAUGUCUCGUUGAAAUUGACAGGCAUUUUGUGUCUAUUGUUCCCCCCUGUGGCCAUCGGAGCAUUCUUCUACGGUCGUGCUAUUCGUAACCUGAGUCGCAAGAUUCAGAAGAGCCUUGGUACGCUGACCAAGAUCGCCGAGGAGCGAUUAGGAAAUGUACGAACUUCGCAGGCCUUUGCAGGCGAGUUGCUUGAGGUACAUCGAUAUAACAAGCAAGUACGAAAACUGUUCGACCUUGGCAAACGCGAGUCGUUUAUCAGCGCCACGUUCUUUUCUACCUCUGGUCUUGCAGGAAACAUGACGAUUUUAUCUCUCUUAUAUGUUGGUGGUGGUAUGGUCUCGAAUGGCGCUAUAUCCAUUGGCGAUUUGACAUCCUUUUUAAUGUAUACAGCCUACGCCGGUUCUUCGCUCUUUGGUCUUUCUUCCUUCUACUCCGAACUCAUGAAAGGCGUUGGAGCUGCCAGCCGAUUAUUCGAGCUUCAAGACCGAAACCCCACAAUUUCACCAACAAGAGGAACCAAAGUCACAUCAGCGCGUGGACCUAUUCGAUUCGAAAACUUGACAUUCAGCUACCCAACACGGCCUGCUGUAAACAUCUUCAACAACCUCAACUUCGAAAUUCCUCAAGGCACUAAUGUCGCUAUUGUCGGUCCAUCUGGUGGAGGCAAGUCAACCGUUGCAUCGUUGAUUUUACGUUUCUACAGCCCGACCACUGGUCGAAUCCUGGUGGAUGGAAAAGACAUUGCAACCAUGAAUGUCAAGUCUUUAAGACGUAAGAUUGGCAUAGUCGGCCAAGAGCCUGUACUCUUCUCGGGCACCAUCGCAGAAAACAUUGCGUAUGGUAAACCAAAUGCCACCAGAUCUGAGAUCAUUGCAGCAGCGCGGAAGGCCAACUGCCAAUUCAUAAGCGACUUCCCCGACGGACUUGAAACCUCGGUAGGAGCCCGCGGCGCUCAACUCUCCGGUGGCCAGAAACAACGCAUCGCCAUCGCACGCGCGCUGGUCAAAAACCCUGACAUCCUCAUCCUGGACGAAGCCACCUCAGCCCUCGACGCCGAGUCGGAAACCCUCGUCAACUCGGCCCUAGCCGCUCUUCUACGUGGGAACAACACCACCAUCUCCAUCGCGCACCGCCUCUCUACCAUCAAGCGCUCCGACACCAUCAUCGUAUUGGGUAAUGAUGGAAGAGUCGCUGAGCAGGGGAGUUAUAAGGAGUUGAGCGCGAGGAAAGAUGGCGCAUUCACGAAGUUGAUGGAGUGGCAGAUGAGUGGGGUUGAGACGGGGGCGGUGGGCGGCGUGGCACCUCCCGGCAGUGAGAAAGACCGGGAUAUGGCGGUCAGCGGGGAAGGGGGACGGGGCCCGGUGACGGAAAAAGAGGAGAUUCAGCACGAGCUGGACUCGGGGAAGGAAGAAGAGGAGAGUGAAGGUGACGGAGAGCGUGAAGAUGUUAAGAUUGAGGGUUCGAAGGCUCAAGAGGUGGUUGAGCAUGCCGUGGAGAAGAGUGGUAAGAAAUGA